Molecule: messenger RNA, 420 nt
Organism: Cryptomeria japonica (Japanese cedar)
Lineage: Eukaryota; Viridiplantae; Streptophyta; Pinopsida; Cupressales; Cupressaceae
Exons: 2
Coding region: 1-420 (139 amino acids)
Source: RefSeq, a predicted model, not a curated record
AUGUUGCAGGAUAUGGAGGAGCAUAUGGCUUGCAUUAGAGAGCAUUUGUUGACUUCUCAAGAUAGACAGAAGAAAUAUGUGGAUGUCCAUCGAGUGGACAAGCAGUUUUUUGUUGGUGACAGGGUAUUUCUGAGAGUUCGCUCGCGAAAGAGUCCGAUCCGUUAUGAAAAAUGCUCUAAGUUGGCAGCUCGAUUUGUUGGACCUUUUGAUAUUUUGGAGUGGAUUGGUCCUGUCGAGGACAAGCAGCUUUCUAUGGAACCCAUGCGCAUUCAUCAGCACAGAGAGAUAUCUCUCAGAGGUCAGAGCAUAGAGCAGGUAAAGUUCCAUUGGGAUCUGAUUGAUGAUUCUUCAGCUACAUGGGAGGAUGCAGUGCGGAUGAAAGAGCUAUAUCCCUAUUUGUUCUCAGGCUUCCAGCAAUAA